GAAACGAUAGUCGAUGUUGGUAAACACGACCGGGACCGGCUGUCACAAAGAUGGCGGGGGCGGGAGAAAUGGAUUGUGAAAUGAAAAACAUAAACGAUCAGCAUGUCAAUAUUGACACUCUCAGAAAAUUGGUCCGAUCGUAUUUGGAUUUACAUCAAUACAAUGCAGCAUUAUUCUGGGCAGACAAAGUUGUAUCUCUUUCUAAUGAUGAUCCUAAGGACGUGUACUGGCUAGCUCAAUGUAUGUUUCACCUAAGACAGUAUCAUCGAGCUGUUCAUUUGAUUCGGAGUAAAGAGCUUGACAAGACUCAUCCUCUUUGCCAUUAUUUGACGGUUAGAAGCUUAUUAGCAGCCAGCUGCUAUUCUGAUGCUCUUCAGCUUCUUACAAUGGUCGAGAAUGAUAAUAGCUUGUCCCGCACAACUCGUAAUACAAGUAUAGACUCUAUGGGUGAUGGGAUGAUGUAUUCUGAAUGCCCAGCCAAUUUGCAGAGUAGUAUAUUAUUUCUGAAGGGGCAAGUCUUGGAAGCUAUGGACAAUAGAGAAUUAGCAGCUGAUUGUUACAGACAAGCCCUGCGAUGUGAUGUAUUUUGUUAUGAAGCAUUUGAAGCUCUUAUUCAACAUCACAUGCUGUCAUCUUGGGAAGAAAUGGAGCUACUGGAUUCCAUUCCUUAUUCUGAGCAGUGCAGCACACCAUCUGAAGCAUCUUUUCUGCGUCAGCUUUAUGAAACAAAGUUAAACAAAUACCAAGGUUCCCCUCAGCAGUUGUCAGAAAUAAAAUCAAAUAAAUAUCCAGGGCAGUACCCAGAAACACCAGUCUCAGGUGCAGCACCAAGUCCUUCAGGGUCUGUCUUCAAGGGCAAGUUGGCCCUUGACAUCUCUCAAAGCUCUGCUGACUCACUUAAACCAGUUUCCCGUCCUGUUGAUUCUCUGCCUAAUCUUGUUGUCAAAUUGAUGCCCCAAAAUUUGGAUGUCUUAGUAUCAAAAGCAGAAAGACUUUUCUACAACUGUAAAUUCCAACACUGUCUAAAGCUAACAGAAGAUGUUCUCAAGAAAGAUCCAUAUCACAGUAGUUGCUUGUGUGUUCACAUUGGCUGUUUAGUAGAACUAAAGAAAAGCAAUCAAUUGUUCUACCUAGCUCAUAGAUUAGUUGAUCUUCAUCCAGAAAUGGCCAUUUCUUGGUUUGCAGUAGGCUGCUACUACUAUAUAAUUGGUAAAAGUGACCCUGCUAGGAGAUAUUUAACAAAAGCCACUGUUCUUGAUCGGCUAUUUGGGCCAGCGUGGCUUGCUUUUGGACAUUCUUUUGCUGCUGAGAAUGAGCAUGACCAAGCAAUGUCUGCUUACUUCAAGGCGUCUCAACUUAUGAAAGGGUGCCAUUUACCUCUUCUUUACAUUGGCUUAGAAUGUGGUUUAACAAAUAGUUGCAAACUAGCAGACAAAUUUUUCUUACAAGCACAAAAUAUUGCCCCCCAAGACCCGUUUGUUAUGCACGAACUGGGAGUGAUAGCUUUCCAAAACAGAGAGUAUGAAAGAGCUGAGAAACACUUUGAAGAUGCUCUUAAAUUAGUUCGCUCUAUUGAUGACUCUGUUGCUGAGAAGUGGGAACCACUUUUAAACAAUCUUGGCCAUGUCUCCAGGAAAAGAUGCAAAUUUCAAAUGGCUCUAGAAUAUCACCAACAAGCAUUAGUGUUGCGGCCAUUAAAUCCUUCUACUUUUUCUGCCAUGGGUUAUACACAUGCCAUGAUGGGUAACACCUUGGAAGCUGUCGACUGUUUUCACAAAGCCUUGGGUCUUCGUCGUGAUGAUACUUUCAGUACAACAAUGCUAACAUAUGUUAUCGAACAACUUGUUGAUGACACACAACCAUUUGAGGGGGCCCCAGACAAAAUGCCUGUUUUUAGAAGCAAAAAAGGUUCUUCAUCUCGAGUGCACAGAAUAAUUUCAUAUGAUGAUCAGAAUCCUGAUGAUGCUAGUAUGAACAUUGAUGAAGAAACAGAUAAUGUAGCCCCCAUAAGUGACACUGUAAAUGUUUCAGAGAUUGCCAAUGUCACUGCAGAUUCCUCAACCCUUAGCUUUGAGGUUGAAAUGCAUGAUUCAUCAUCACAAACCUUAGAUAAAGAUUCUGCAUAGCACAUCAAUUGCGACUGAGACAACUAGAACUCCAUUUCAUUUGUUAAUAAUUAUGAAAAUAAAAAUAAAUGUCUUGCCCCCUUUCAGUCUUUGAAGGGUGAAGUGCUUACUCCUGCAGUGUUUUCUUGGCAUUACCAAAAUAGAAGUUAGUUGUAUUAUUUUGUUGCAGUUGAUGUGUUGUUGUGUAUCCACUUUAUAGUUUUAAAAAAUAAAUAAAAAAUAAUCACUUCUGUAAUCGUUUGUUGCCUAGUGGAGUGUGUUAAAAUUAUUUGAUAAACUUUUAAUCACUCAUAA
Messenger RNA from Frankliniella occidentalis (western flower thrips), 2420 nucleotides. RefSeq names its product cell division cycle protein 16 homolog (gene Cdc16). The transcript has 12 exons. Bases 51 to 2126 code for a protein of 691 amino acids. NCBI's taxonomy places the organism in Eukaryota, Metazoa, Arthropoda, Insecta, Thysanoptera, Thripidae. Gene Ontology annotation, biological process: cell division. The record is from RefSeq and is a predicted model, not a curated record. Gene Ontology annotation, molecular function: protein binding.